GAGGAGGAUAAGACAAUGGGUGUGGAGGGAAGCGUCGGGUCUCGCGUCAGGCAUUUAACACAACGUUGCACCUCUCAAACGUUGACGCCGCCCGCCACUCACGCCUCGCACACACCACCUACCGCUCUCCUCGCGCCCUCCUCGCUCAGCCAAAACACUCGCGCACACGCACACCACUUCGCCAGGAGAAAUACGCCGCCUUCGUCGUUUUUGUUGAAUAAAACAAUGAAGAUCUAUGGCCAUGUAGUUGUGAUUAUGCGAACGGGGGAAGAUGGCACCCCAUUCCCACUCACUUACACAAGUUGCACUAUUGGCCGCAAUCAGGACUGUGACAUUAGAAUCCACCUAUCAACUGUGUCCAGACUUCACUGUAAGAUUGAUGUGGAUUCUAAAGGAAAGGCAUUUUUGACAAAUCUGUCACAAGUGAGCCCAACAAUAUUAAACAAAAUACCCAUGGCUACAGAAGAAAUUAGUGUAUUAGAACACAGGGAUAUCAUUACUGUCGAGGAACGAGAGUUUCGAUGGGAGUACCCAGAAGGUUCUGUCUUUGCCAGUUCCUCCCGAAAUGAUCAACUAAUGUACAAGAUACUAACGCCCACAACCAAGUCACCAAUCAGUCAUCAUAAUGUAAAUAGUGAUUCUAGUGGAAUGAAACGCAAAGGGUUUGAGGCCAUUAUUCAAGAGUGUCCAGAUGCCAAGAGGAAGAGAGUCUCUUUUGGCCCACAGCUCCAUCCAGAACAUUUUGAUAAGCUACUACCUCCUGAUACACCAAUCAGUAAAGGGGAAAAGCCCAACACAUUAACCUUGUUAAAUAUCUCUGAGAGUUCUCAUUCGGCUGCUAGGAAGUCCAAGCGCAUAUCUCUUCCCCCACUUAAUAUAGCCAUUGCAGAAGAAAGCGGAAUAGAUACUCCAACUAAGAGCCUUUUGCGGAGACGUAGUCCAACACCAGUGAAACCGUAUAUUGCUCGUAGUCUUGGUCUUCUUGUACCAAAGGUGCUUAAUGAUGGCUCGCCAAAUGCCCAGAAUGACAAGGAUGGCUCGCCCAAACAAAAAGCAUGUUCAGAUCAUAAACCUCUAACAAGAAGUUCCUUUGAUUCUGUAUCCGAUAUUGAUGAUUCUCCAAAAAUGGCAAAGGAAAGAAGUUCUAAAGUACUGCCAACAUUCCCAAGUACAUGUAAAGUUGAGGAUUCUGAACCUUCUAAAAAAGUAGUAUUCAGAAAUUCCCUCAGAAAUUCAGAUAUAUCCAGAAGUCUUCAUCAAGUAACUACAACUAUAAGUUCUCCCAUGAGAGACAUGGAAUUAAAAGUUGCCUUAAGUAAGAUAGAACUGCAUAAAACAACCCCAAAAAGGGCAGAGUCAUCUGAAGCCAUUACUAAUAAGGCAGAUACAUUAGAAGGAACCCCCAGUAGGGCACAGUCGCCUAAAGGAACCCUCAGUAGGGCACAGUCGCCUAAAGGAACCCCCAGUAGGGCACAGUCGCCUAAAGUAACCCCCAGUAGGGCACAGUCGCCUAAAGGAACCCCCAGUAGGGCGCAGUCGCCUAAAGGGACCCCCAGUAGGGCACAGUCGCCUAAAGGAACCCCCAGUAGGGCACAGUCGCCUAAAGGAACCCCCAGUAGGGCACAGUCGCCUAAAGGAACCCCCAGUAGGGCACAGUCGCCUAAAGGAACCCCCAGUAGGGCGCAGUCGCCUAAAGGAACCCCCAGUAGGGCGCAGUCGCCUAAAGGAACCCCCAGUAGGGCGCAGUCGCCUAAAGGAACCCCCAGUAGGGCGCAGUCGCCUAAAGGAACCCCCAGUAGGGCGCAGUCGCCUAAAGGAACCCCCAGUAGGGCGCAGUCGCCUAAAGGAACCCCCAGUAGGGCGCAGUCGCCUAAAGGAACCCCCAGUAGGGCGCAGUCGCCUAAAGGAACCCCCAGUAGGGCGCAGUCGCCUAAAGGAACCCCCAGUAGGGCGCAGUCGCCUAAAGGAACCCCCAGUAGGGCGCAGUCGCCUAAAGGAACCCCCAGUAGGGCGCAGUCGCCUAAAGGAACCCCCAGUAGGGCGCAGUCGCCUAAAGGAACCCCCAGUAGGGCGCAGUCGCCUAAAGGAACCCCCAGUAGGGCGCAGUCGCCUAAAGGAACCCCCAGUAGGGCGCAGUCGCCUAAAGGAACCCCCAGUAGGGCGCAGUCGCCUAAAGGAACCCCCAGUAGGGCGCAGUCGCCUAAAGGAACCCCCAGUAGGGCGCAGUCGCCUAAAGGUACCCCCAGUAGGGCGCAGUCGCCUAAAGGAAUCCCCAGUAGGGCGCAGUCGCCUAAAGGAAUCCCCAGUAGGGCGCAGUCGCCUAAAGGAAUCCCCAGUAGGGCGCAGUCGCCUAAAGGAACCCCCAGUAGGGCGCAGUCGCCUAAAGGAACCCACGGUAGGGCGCAGUCGCCUAAAGGAACCCCCGGUAGGGCGCAGUCGCCUAGAGGAACCCCCGGCAGGGCACAGUCGCCUAGAGGAACCCCCAGUAGGGCACAGUCGCCUAAAGGAACCCCCAGUAGGGCGCAGUCGCCUAAAGGAACCCCCAGGAGGGCACAGUCGCCUAAAGGGUCCCCCAAGAGGGCACAGUCGCCUAAUGGGUCCCCCAAGAGGGCACAGUCGCCUAAAGGGUCCCCCAAGAGGGCUCAGUCGCCUAAAGGGUCCCCCAAGAGGGCUCAGUCGCCUAAAGGGUCCCCCAAGAGGGCACAGUCGCCUAAAGGGUCCCCCAAGAGGGCUCAGUCGCCUAAAGGGUCCCCCAAGAGGGCACAGUCGCCUAAAGGGUCCCCCAAGAGGGCACAGUCGCCUAAAGGGUCCCCCAAGAGGGCACAGUCGCCUAAAGGGUCCCCCAAGAGGGCACAGUCGCCUAAAGGGUCCCCCAAGAGGGCACAGUCGCCUAAAGGGUCCCCCAAGAGGGCACAGUCGCCUAAAGGGUCCCCCAAGAGGGCACAGUCGCCUAAAGGGUCCCCCAAGAGGGCACAGUCGCCUAAAGGGUCCCCCAAGAGGGCACAGUCGCCUAAAGGGUCCCCCAAGAGGACGCAAUCACCAAAAGGAGCCCCCAAUUGGGCACGGUCGCCUAAAGGCACCCCCGGUAGGGCACAGACGCCUAAAGAAACUGCCAAUAGGGCAUGGUCACCUAAAGCUACUCCCAGAAGGGCAGAUUUACCUGAAUCUGAUACAAAGAUUGCAAAGCUUCUUAAAGAUGCCCCUAAGAGAGUAAGAUCUGGAGAUACCCCCCAGAAAGUAGAAUUACUCCAAGUUUCUCCCAAGAAAGGGAGAUCUCCUAAUAAGGUAUUGUCAUCAAAAGUUGCUUCCCUGAAAUUAUCAAGAAAAGAAGUGUGUGUUGUAGCAUCACCAUUGUCUCCGAAAAAGGUGGCAUCACCACUGUCUCCCAAGGAAGUUGAAUUGUCCACCUUAAAAAAGGUGGCAUUGCUUUCAGCAUCACAUAACUCUCCCAAGAAGAGUGAAUUGUCAGUGUCGUCUUCGAAGAAGCGUUCAUCAUUGAGAGUACAGCUUCAACAUAUAAUAUUGCCCAAAAAUGCAAAGAGAAGCCUUCACCAGAGUCUUGUAAGCUCUCCAUACAGUUCUUUGAUCAAUUCUCCGCAGGAUAAGAAGAGAAAGGCAAGCUUAACCCCACUGCCCCAUGUACUCAAGAGACUUAAAACUGGAGCUUCUACUCCAAAUUCAGUUCAAAAGAUCAAGACUUCCAGUAGGAAAACUCCUGCAAAAAUUGUGAAGAAAACGCCAAAGAAAUCCUGGGCUGAUGUAUUGAAAAGGGGUCUUAUGGCUAAUGGUGUACCAUGCUCUAGGAUUCAGCGUUCUAACCAAGUGAUGAGGAGAGCUAGAGGUGUUCGUGCCAACAAAAGAUCUGCUUUUAAGUCAAAAUUACCUACAACUGUGUUUGAAAAGGAGAUUCCCAAAAAGUUUGAAUUUGGCCAGACUACUGGGCAUGCUAAUUCCCCUGCUUCAAUAUUCAUCCAUAAGAAAACUUGUAAAACUCCCAAAGUAUUCCGAAAGGGUCGCAAGAGUCCCCUAAAAGCCGUUUUUGCCACAUCAUCUUCUGGAAAAUAUGAUAACCUGGAAGGACUCGGAGAGCUUCUUGCUACACCAACGGCAAACAGGAGAGAGAGAGAGAAUUCUCCAGUUAUUAAAGAAAAUUCUUCUAUGAAAGAAGAUACUCCUCAAAGUGCAAGUAGAAAACUUAGCUCAAAAACGCCUUCUCCAAUGAAAACACCUGCUGAAAGUUCAAAUGAAGAAUUGAUGGAAUCUUUAGGUACUUCACCUGCCCUCUUCUCUCCUGCCACACCAUCAACAUCAAAAAGUGUUCGUUGUUCUAUCGGGAACAGAUAUUUGUCACAAAUCAGUCACUCGGCAUCCUAUAUUAACAUGACCAAUUUUGAUUUUUCAUCAAUAAAAACUCCGGAUGUUACAGAGGAUAAUUUUAUAUCCCCACUUGUAACUCCAGCCACUUCCAAUAAGACUCCAGAGCACUUGAUUAGACGUUCUACAGAAAAGUCAUUUAUGGCAUCGCCAGUGGACAUACACUUAGAAACUGAUGCUACUACUUUUGACUUUGAAAAUGCUCGUACGCCUGAUGUUUCACAGCUUGAUUUUGUUUCUCCGGUGAGUACAAGAUCUAAGAAUUCAUCUCGGGUUACUGAAUAUGACAGUGUUGUAGGGAGAAAAUCCCUGUUAUCAACCCCUAAGCCUAUUGGACAGUUUUGUAAAGGUUUGCCAACUGACGAACAUGGGAUAAAGAGAUUGCUUCGCACACCAAGAGCUGUGGCUUCUACACCUAAAGUUAUUGCUACUGUAAAAAAUAUAUGCAAAACAUCUCUUAAGGGAGAAGAGUAUAGUAAAAUCAAAAUUCCUAGCGAGGUAAAAACAGAUCAUUUUGUACCUGAAAGAAAUGAUUUCAAGAGAAUUGCAAUACCUUUUAUGGACAACGUUGAAGCAAAUGAUAGAGGAAUGCAAUUAAGAGUUCAAGAGCAAACACCAAAGAGUCCUCAGGGUGAUGAAAAUGUUAUGAAUAAAUCUAAGCAAUCUCCUAAUGUUUAUGCUGCAGGGAAUCUUAAAGGUAAUUAUACAGAUGGUGUUAAAUUUAUGAGAACACCAAAAACUGCAUCUCCCGAUUCUAAUAAUCCUAAGAAUGUCGAUUCUGCUAAUAUAAGGAAGAUACUUCAGCAUCCAGAACCAGUGCAAGACUCAAAAGCUGAUUAUACUGAUGUUCGUGGUGUCCGGAAACUAAUGAAGACUCCUAAAGCAGCUGGUUCAAUUGAUAAUGCAGAUGAAGCUCACAUAAUUGCAAUUAGAAGGAUUCUUCGCACUCCAAAGUCAGUGUCUGAUAGCCCUAAAGCUGAUUAUUCGAAGGUUGCUGGUGUAAGGGCACUUUUAAAGACACCUAAUACAACUGCUCAAGGCAGUCCAAAAGCUGAUUACACAGAUGUUAGGGGUGUUAAAAAGCUAAUGAAAACUCCAAAGGCAGCUGUUCCAGAUGAUACUGAUGAGACACUUACUGCAAUAAGGGAGAUACUUUGCACUCCAAAACGAGCACAAGGUAUCCAAAAUUCUGACUGUUCAGAUGUCGGUUUUAAAAAUCAAAUAAAAACUCCUAUAACUACUAAUCUAGACCCAACUAUAGAAUACAGCAAUAUUGCUGGACUUGACAGAUUAAAUAUAUGUCUAAAGCAAAUACAGGUAUCCAGUGAAAAAGAUUCUGCACCUGAAUGUAGUAAUUUUCAAGUCCCUCAGAAACUUUUCAGAACUCCAAGCAGCAGCUCAGAAAGCAAAGAACCUAUAGCUGACUAUUCUGAGCCUAAAGGGUUAAAGAAACUGCUUGCUACACCCAGACAAAAGAAAUGCAGUCCAUUCUCAGAUUAUACAAAUGUUGCAGGUAUGAAAAAACUACUUAGCACACCACAUACUCCUUUUAAUUCUCCUGAAGCAGAUUAUACAAAUGUCCGUGGCUUGCGGGCAUUAAUGAGAACCCCGAAAGUUAAAGAUAAUUCUCUUGAAAUAGAUCUUGAAGGGUUAAGUCAGCUAAUGACAACACCUCUCUCAGACCAUACUAAUAUGGUAAAGAAAAUUGUAGAACUGGUGCAGCAUUCUUCCACUCCUGAGUCUUCAAGAAAACUGCAUAGCUCUCUAAAAGUUAGCCCAGCUACAAGUUCUCCUUCUGAAAACAUACCACCAGUAGAAGAUGUAAAUAAUCAUGCAAAAAAUGAAGAUGGUACACCUCGUAGAUCUCAAAGAAAUGCCAGAGCCAAGAAACCAGAGGUUACAGAACCAGUAAGGCGUGGACGAUCUCGAAAGGGUGGAAAGAACGAGACCAUAUUUCAAAGCCAUGCAGUAGAGUUCACACUGGAGCAGAUUGAAUCAUCGCCUGUUGUACCAGAACGUAGUUUACGAUCUAGAAGAAAAGUUAAUACAGUUGAUAAGCAAGUGUUAACUAAGAAAAAAUCCAGGAAGGGUAAAAUGACAUCUGAAGAGGAAAUCCACAAUUCCAGCAUAGAAAGCAAACCAUAUGAAACAAGUCCUCUGGUUGUGGAAAAUAGAGUUGAUGCCAAGUCAUUGGAAGCAAUAGAUACAGCAGGAAACACACAAGAAAGACAAACUAUAUCUUCCUCAGAAAUUAAUAAUACUUCUGGGAAGGUGAGCCCUCGUACUUCAACUACAUUACCAGUCAGAAAAAGACGUAACCAAAAGAAAGCUGAAUUGGAGGUACCUAUAGCAUCUCAGAGUAAAAGAAGAAAAACAAAAAUUGAAGUGACAGAAGAAUUUUCCCAAAUAUCUUCACCAGUGUUGGAGAAUUCUGUAAGCAGCAUGUCAUCAGGUAAAACAAAAGCAGAUAAAUGUGAAUCUACACCAGUACGAAGAGGCCGUGGGCGAAAGAAUGUCAAAGAAACUGGCAAUUCUAGUUCAAAUAGUACUAGUAAUUUCAAAUAUACUGAUGAGCUGAAAAUUAACCAAGUGGCCAAUGUGGAAAAUAUUGAUCUAACACCCUCCAGAACUAGAAAAACUAGAGCACAGCUCUUACUUAAUGUUGUACAAGACAAGUCAGAUGUGUGUUGCGAAAUCCGAGAAGAUGGAGUAUCCACGAUGAAACAAGAAGAGUUUUGUAACAAAGAAGACACACAAACAAGCACACCAGUUCGUAGAGGCCGUGGUAGAAAAAAGGCUUUAGAAACUGAGGACUCGAGUACAAGUAGUUCUAGUAAAGCAACUCAUUCCAAACAUACUAAUGAGUUGAAAAUAAAUUCAGUGGCCAGUGCAGAAAAUAUUGAUCUUACACCCUCAAGAAUUAGAACUAGAAAAACUAGAGCACAACAGACUGAAGUUCAAGAAGAAGCAGCCCCCAAGAAAAGUAGAAGAGGUAGACUUCAAAAAAAGGAGGAAAGUGAAAUUGAACAACCAAUGGCCAAGGUGGGAAAAAAUGUUAUUAAAAAGACAGUCACUGUGGAAGAUGUAAAUGAAAAUACAUUUGAAGAACAGGCAAUUCGAAUUACUCGCCGUGGGCGUACUCGUGUCGAAGAUAAUCCAGAGGAAUCUGUACCAGUAACAAGAAGGAAAAAGGGUAAUGUCAAAUUAGAAAGCAAGGUUGAAGAACAAAAUUUGGAUUCCGAGAUAUUUCCUGAAUCCAAAAAGAAUGAGAGUAAAUCAAAGAAAAGGGAAGUCGAACCUGAAGUGAUCGCACCCAAAACAAGAAGUACGCGAAACAAGAAAGAAAGCAAAGUUUCAGUAGACAAGCCUUCUCAGAAACGAAAAGCAGAUUCAGCAGUGGAAGAGGUGGAAACUACACCAGUCACAAGGUCAAGACGUAACAACACAGAAGAGGAAUCAUAUAAAGAGAUGACAAGAAGAACCCGAGCUCGCAAGUAAAUGCCCACAUGAUAGUACAAUGCUCAUUUGAAGUACCUGGCUCCUUAUCUAUUUGUUAGCCAUUUUGGAUUCAUGUGUAUGAAUUCCACUUUCUAUACUUUAUACACUUGUAUAUCUACCAUAUUUUUAUUGUGGACCUAAUAGUUUUUCUUAUAAGUACGGCUUGAAUGUUAAGAAUAAAUAGUUUUAGUGAAAUUUAGGUGAACAAAUGUUGUCAUAGGGACAAGUAAAACAACCUGAUUUUAAGAUAUAUUAUUCAAAAAGUUGUGAAAGCUUUCUGGCGACCAGAGUUUUGAUAUUAAGUGGUGUUCAGAAUGUUUUAUCUUGACCAAUCUGUUCUCCUUUUAGGUCCAUGCAUUUUUUUACUCUUGUAUGAGGUAAUUACAAUUUGAUUGUUGUGCAAGAUCACCUGGUAUAGUAGUACAUUUUAAGAUUCUUGACUAAUAAUAAUGUCAAAACAUAAAAAAAUUCAUGCAUGUAAAUAGCAAACAAAUUCUUUACUUAAA
Molecule: messenger RNA, 8378 nt
Organism: Procambarus clarkii (red swamp crayfish)
Lineage: Eukaryota; Metazoa; Arthropoda; Malacostraca; Decapoda; Cambaridae
Product: serine/arginine repetitive matrix protein 2
Biological process (GO): regulation of mitotic nuclear division; regulation of chromosome segregation
Cellular component (GO): nucleus; chromosome
Molecular function (GO): protein binding
Source: RefSeq, a predicted model, not a curated record